UCCAAGCUUGAAGCUAAGCGAAGCCUCUCUCCCUCUCCCUCUCUCUCUCUCUCUCUCUCUCUCUAUACAGAUCUGGGAAGGGAUUGGGAAGCGCUAAUACAGAAGCAAGGAGGAGGCGGAAGAAGAAGUCGGAGUGGUGAAGGUGUUUGGGUCGAGAUCUGAGGAAGGUGAUAAUCGAUCGGUAGAAAUGUACCGGCCAAUCACCGGAGUUUCAGCUUGCAAAAGAGAUUCUGAGGCGGAGGACGCCGUUGUUGUCUGGGAGACGGAGCGGUAGCAGGGUGAGCGAAGAGACGGUUCGGUAUCAGGCGGAAUUCGAUGAAGCCUGAGAUCGCAAGAGGAGCAGAGCCGUCUCGAGUCUGGAGGUGAGAUAAAGGAGAUCAGAAACGCAAAGCGAAUUUGUCUUCUCUGAUUGCUUUUUUGUAGAUAUAAGCUGGAAUCUGUUUGCUUGAAGGAAGGAAGCUCCUGAGAGAGGAGUAAGAGAACUUCCGUCGAAUUUUGGGAAGAGAUUGGAAAAUUUUUGUAUAGAAAAUAUAGUUCGACUGGUCUGAAGAAAGGAAUAUAGAGAAGCGAUCGCGACGAGUAAAGAAAUAGAGAUCUGCUGAGAAAUUGAACUCGAUUUCGAAGAAUUCGAGUUAAUUUAUAUAUAUCUGUGACUGAUGGCGCCAAUACUGCUGAGCGACGCGCCGGCGCCGGAAUCUCAUGUGGCGACCAUCCCUGUCGCCGGGAAAUGUGUCGUAGCGGUGGAGCUGGAGGUUGCGGUAUGCGACUGCUGCGGAUUGCAGGAGGAAUGCACCCCUGAGUAUGUGGAGAUGGUGCGGGAGCGAUUCCACGGGAAGUGGAUCUGCGGGCUCUGCGCCGAGGCGGUGAAGGACGAGGUCUACAGAUCGAAUCGCUUGAUCGGCACGGAGGAAGCCUUGAACCUGCACAUGAAUUUCUGCAAGAAUUUCCGGUCGUCCGACCCGGCGACACACCUGAUUUCGGCUGUGAGGCAGCUUCUCCGGCGGAGCCUCGAGGGCCCGAGAACUCUGGGCUCCGCUCCAAGCAGCCCCGUCGCGAAGGGCGGGGUCCGCGCAUCCGCCCUGUCGCGCUCCGGGAGUUGCGUACCGACGUUCGCUCGGUGAUGCUGAAACAGAAGGGAAAAUAAAAGUUCUGCCGACGUUCAAUCCCAUAUUCAUCACUCUGUGUUUCAUCCAUUUAUUCUUCAGUAAAUUUUGCUUAACAGAGAGGCUGGGAGGGAAGAGACUCCAUACAAUAAAUCCUCAACCUUCGUGGCUGCUGCUUUUUCUUUUCUCUGUCAAAGUCUCCCCUCUCAACUCUCUGUCUCUGUCUCUCUCUGUCUCAAUCAUUGUUGGAAUUAUUGGAGGGCACCCUUGUAAAA
Messenger RNA from Nymphaea colorata (pocket water lily), 1378 nucleotides. RefSeq lists its product as uncharacterized. The transcript has a single exon. NCBI's taxonomy places the organism in Eukaryota, Viridiplantae, Streptophyta, Magnoliopsida, Nymphaeales, Nymphaeaceae. The coding region runs from base 657 to 1121 and encodes 154 amino acids. The record is from RefSeq and is a predicted model, not a curated record.